Necator americanus (New World hookworm) is the source of this 222-nucleotide messenger RNA. RefSeq lists its product as uncharacterized. The transcript has a single exon. Lineage: Eukaryota; Metazoa; Nematoda; Chromadorea; Rhabditida; Ancylostomatidae. The record is from RefSeq and is a predicted model, not a curated record. Gene Ontology annotation, molecular function: nucleic acid binding. The coding region runs from base 1 to 222 and encodes 73 amino acids.
AUGACCAACGCUGAACUGAAGAAGUUCUUCUGGACCAUUUCACCACAUCUACCGUAUUUCCCAGAUCUGGCUCCCUCGAAUUAUUACCUUUUUUCCUAUCUCCAACGUCAUCUGGGUGGUCAAGACUUCCAAACCCGCGACGACAUCAAAAAGGCACUCGAGCAGUUCUUCAAGGAACAGUCCCCAGCGUUCUGGAGCAAAGACAUCUACGAUCUGCCUUGA